Molecule: messenger RNA, 2532 nt
Organism: Penicillium canariense
Lineage: Eukaryota; Fungi; Ascomycota; Eurotiomycetes; Eurotiales; Aspergillaceae
Product: DUF4246 domain-containing protein
Exons: 3
Coding region: 1-2532 (843 amino acids)
Source: RefSeq, a predicted model, not a curated record
AUGAUGGACGACACCUUCAAUGAAACAGACGAACAAUCUGAUUUCUCCUUCCCCAUCAUUACCUUCGACAACAGCGGCCACAACUCGCUCCGAGUCCCUGGCUUCAACGACAUCCCCAUCCACUAUGAACUCCCAUGCGACGCGCGCUUUGCGCACGGCAUAGUGGAAUGGCGACAAGCCCCCGCAGUGACAGCCCGCGAGUUGGCCAUGGUCGCUGUGAUGGACCAACUCACCGACCGGCCGGACUGGCAUCUCGAUAUCUUCAACAAGCAGGUUGUCGUGGACGAGUGGCGAAAAGAGGCCUUCGCUAGCACGCCCCUAAUGAGCGAAAGGGCGUGGGCUUGGUGUGUAAAGGAGCUUCAGGAUAAAGCUAUCUAUUUCCGCGAACAAAAUUCACAUGUUCGGGUGUUGGACAUAGGUUCCUGCGUAUGUAAAUCGGAUACGGCAACCCUAAGCUCUCUCAGCGAGGCGUUUAGGCGGGAGGUUCUUCCCGUUCUUCUGGAGCGGCGGCAGCAGCAGCAGCAGGAGGAGGAGGAUGAGGAGAAGGAGCAGGAGCAAGGGAAUCUAUAUCGGCGGUCGUCAAGCCGGAUAUUACACCUCGUCGAUCCGUUAUUAUACCCUUUGACAUACGGAAAAAGUCUGGUCUUAACCGACGGAGGGAAAGUGGACCUACACAACAUCCUGGGCUCCUACAACAAUGCGACAGUCGCGCCAAAACAUUUCGACAGACGGGUGGACGCCCAGGAUUUGCAGAAGCUUAUAGAUGACAGUCGUGAUUUCUCGAUGGGGAUUUCCCCCAUGCUCAUGGAGGGUCAAGAGUCUGGAACGGAGGUGCAUAUUACCUCAUACAUUAAUAACUUACAUCCAGCCCACCAGGGGCUGUACCAGGCCAUCGAGAAACUCGUGUCCCUAGCAAUCAAGCCGUGGAACGAUUGUCUGGUGAAGGGACAGCGUGGUUGGCACAAUGAUAUGAAUAAUGGACAACUGGGCCCUGUUCCUCUACGAAUCAUCACACACGGGGUUGAAUGGGUGAAUAAACUUCCGGAAUGGGCCCUCGCGUUUAGGGUACCUUCGGAAAGCGAGAAACGGCAGUACUACGAAGCCCAGGAAAUGUUGCAGAGCAGCAAGGAUGAUCCGACAGAGAAGGGUAGGAAGAAGUACCUGCAGGCGCAGAAAGAGCUGUCCAUGUUCACGCAUGUUGCAGGCAAAGAAGAUAUGGAGUUGCCUCCUCCGGACUCGGACCUGUGGCAGAAGGCCAAGGAGUACCUUGAGCUCCCGGAGGAUGAAUCGAAUAUCCCGGUUAAGGUCCCCGACGACUGGGCGCAGGGGCUAAAGUCGCCGUGGGACAUGUUGAGGCAAAAAGUGAAGCGGGUGAUACGCUUCAAGCAUCCGGAGCCAGGGACUGCCUUUUCAUAUGAGGACUGGAAGGCUGGCCGGCACAACGAUAAAGCGAUUAUCGACAUUGUGCGCCAUCGGAAAAACUGGCCAACCCAUGGGCGGCCCUUCCAGCCCGUCAUCCCACCCCACACCCCCUAUAAAAUCACUCUCCAGGACAUCUUUCGGAAGCAAGGUCUACAGGUCAUCGUGAAGAUGGAGAACAUCGAGCUCACCCCUCAGACCCCUAACUACUCUAGCGAUACGUGGCAGCUCGAAGGCCAGCUAAACCAGCAUAUCGCAGCUGUGGCCGUCUUCGCAUAUGACGUGGUCAAUAUCACCAAGGCCCGCAUCGCAUUUCGCCAGUACACCUCCCUUCACGGAUGCUUUUAUCAAUAUUCUGAGGAGCGAUAUAAAGCAGGCGUGGACUACGAUUGGCGUAAUCUACCAGCCCACCGGUACGGAACCAGGGAAAAGGAGUAUGGGGCUCUAACGGCGAUCCUGGGGUUCUCAUGGAGAGACCUUUCGAUUGAUUAUCACGGCACUCGGUCGUACCAGUGCACCGGGUCUGUCGCGACCCCGCAGGGGCGACUGGUCACCUUUCCCAGCGUCCUAGAGCACCGGGUCGAACCAUUCCAGCUGGCCGAUCCGACUCGCCCGGGACAUUAUCGCUAUAUCAAGCUGUACCUGGUCGACCCGCACUACCGGGUGUGCUCCACCCGCAAUGUUCCGCCACAACAGCACCACUGGUGGGCACAAGAGGUGGGCAACGACCUUACCUCCUCGGCAGGAUUGCCUCGGGAACUAGUGGAUGGGAUCCUCAAGGAAACGGACAGUUGGCCGAUAGGGGUGCAAGAAGCGAGACAGCACCGACAGGAACUCAGCAAGGAGCACUUUUGGAAUGAGAGGCGAUCAUUAUUCCUUUCGACAUUGCAGCACAAACGCUAUAUUAUCUCCUCAGUCUUUCGGCGCUUAAAACGUAUUCCCAUUCUCUAUGCUGCCCUUCAACAAUCGGCCCCUCAUCCAACACACAGCAGUGUCAUAGACACCGAGCCUCACAGCGUUGUAUCACCUGAUGCAACGAGCACCAAAAACGGCAUUCCUAAGCAUGUCGGUGUUCGCGAAGAGCCUAAACGAGCGGGGAAACUCUUCAAAUGA